Anolis sagrei ordinatus is the source of this 1073-nucleotide messenger RNA. RefSeq names its product gap junction beta-6 protein-like. Gene Ontology annotation, cellular component: connexin complex. The record is from RefSeq and is a predicted model, not a curated record. Gene Ontology annotation, biological process: cell-cell signaling; gap junction-mediated intercellular transport. Lineage: Eukaryota; Metazoa; Chordata; Lepidosauria; Squamata; Anolidae. Gene Ontology annotation, molecular function: gap junction channel activity.
CCCCUCCUCCUCUUCCUCGAUGGUGCGCUCGACCCGGCGAGGCGCUCCGGGGCUCUGAUCUCCCUCCGACGCGGACAGGUCCAAAGAUUCAGACGAUAACAUGGACUGGGGAACACUGCAGGCUGUUUUAGGAGGGGUAAACAAACAUUCAACUAGUAUUGGGAAGAUAUGGCUGACGGUGUUGUUCAUCUUCCGUAUUAUGAUCCUUGUGGUUGCCGCGGAAGAAGUCUGGGGCGACGAGCAAGAUGAUUUCGUCUGCAACACUCUGCAACCGGGAUGCAGAAAUGUCUGCUAUGAUUAUUUCUUCCCCAUUUCCCACAUCCGACUUUGGGCCCUCCAACUCAUCUUUGUCUCUACUCCUGCCCUUUUGGUGGCAAUGCACGUUGCGUACAGAAGGCAUGAGAAGAAAAAGAAGUUCCAAAGAGGAGACAAAAGCUGUGAAUAUAAGGACAUCGAAGAAAUCAAGAGACAGAGGUUUCAUAUUGCGGGACCCUUAUGGUGGACAUACACUGCCAGUAUCUUGUUCAGGCUUAUCUUCGAAGCCUCCUUCAUGUAUGUCUUUUACUAUAUGUACCAGGGGUAUCAUAUGCCUCGCCUGCUGAAAUGCAGCAUUUGGCCUUGUCCCAACAUCGUGGACUGUUUUGUUUCCCGACCCACUGAAAAAACGGUCUUCACCAUUUUUAUGAUUGCAGUGUCUGGCAUUUGCAUUCUGCUCAAUGUCACCGAGUUCUCUUACUUGCUGCUGAAGUUUUGCAUUAGGAGGUCUAGAAGGGCAAGAACCCCAAAGAACCACACCAACCAUGAGACCAAAGAGGAAAGUAAACAAAACGAAAUGAACGAGCUGAUUUCAGAUAGUUGCCAGAACACAGUAACAGGAUUACCUACCAGCUAAAAUGACCACAAGCCUAGUAUGCAUUUGCUGAGGAAUAAAAACAAUUGAUUAUAUUUAACUAAGCAAUACAUUGAGCAGAUAAACUUGAGUAUUACUACGUGGUGCAAUUAGGCAUUUUUAAAGGUCUAUAACAGCAUAUUAAGAUUAAUAAGGAUUACAGAAAAAUCUGUGUCUUUACAUG